Microthlaspi erraticum is the source of this 699-nucleotide messenger RNA. Lineage: Eukaryota; Viridiplantae; Streptophyta; Magnoliopsida; Brassicales; Brassicaceae. The record is from the annotation of a GenBank genome assembly.
AUGCUCAUUCCACCUUAUCAGAAAUUCCUGAAGGAUGCUGUUCAGCAAAGAACCAGGGAAGCACAAGGGAUGGUAGUGUUGACUCAUGAGUGCAGUGCAAUCAUUCAGCGGAAGGUCAUCUCCGACAAAAAGGAAGAUCCGGGGAGUUUCACUUUACCCUGCAUGUUGGGACCCCUGUCUUUCAAAAACAGCCUCUGGGAUCUAGGAUCAUCUGUCAGCCUCAUGCCUUUGUCCGUAGCAAAGAGACUGGGAUAUCACAAGUAUCAAGCCUGCGGAAUCUCACUAGUCUUGGCAGAUAGAUCGAUAAGGUUACCAACUGGAAUGCUUGAAGAUCUGCCUUUGAGAAUAGGGAAUGUAGAAAUCCCCACCGACUUCAUUGUGCUGGAGAUGGAUGAGGAACCAACGGAUCCACUUAUACUAGGAAGGCCAUUCCUAGCUACAGCAAGAGCAAUGAUAUAUGUCUUUGAAGGCACAAUUGAGCUAAACUUGGGAAAGGACCUGAGGAUGAAGUUUGACAUCAAAGAUACAAUGAGGAAGCCAACAAUAGAAGGAGCAUGGAGGACUUGGCAUGGACGCAGCUCAACUGGAUACGCAAAGGAAGAAGGAGGAAGCCAUCUUGAAGACCAGCUCGACCAUCUACUCGACCAACCGGUCGAGUUCCUCAACUCGACCGGCCAAGCUUCAACUCGAUCGAGCUGA